Molecule: messenger RNA, 2787 nt
Organism: Verticillium dahliae VdLs.17
Lineage: Eukaryota; Fungi; Ascomycota; Sordariomycetes; Glomerellales; Plectosphaerellaceae
Exons: 1
Coding region: 1-2787 (928 amino acids)
Molecular function (GO): protein binding
Source: RefSeq, a predicted model, not a curated record
AUGGACCACCAUAACUCACCAUCGGUCGAUUUGCUCGUCGAGAACCUGUCUGGCGUCCAGGAUCUCGUCAAGUCCACACAUCAAACCUUGCUCUCCAGACAGGACCAUCUGAAUCUGCCUGUCAAGACUUUCCUUCGCGCCGCGUCGGGAAAGCUCCACACAGCAUUAAUGCUGAUCGAAGACCUGAGAAACCCGAGCCAGACCAUUCAGAGUCGCCUGGCAAACCGGGUUGACGGCGAUCUCGCCCACGUAGAGGCCUGCAAACAAGCCCUAUCAGGCUGGCAGGUGUCGACCCAACAGCCCGCCCAGGACGUCUUGAAAACGCUCCAAGCACUCUGCAUCCACCUCGACAUUGCCCAACAGGCGCAAACCUUCGUUGCUUUUGUCAAGUGUCUCUCGGUCCAGUUCCAGGAGCACCCAGACAGGGCGAGCAUUCCUGUUCAGGGCCCGCAGACAGAGCAGGAGUCGGCAGACUCUUUGGAGGAAGUCAAGGCGUCUCUGGACCUGAUAUUGAGCUCCAAAUUCGACCAAAAGGUUGGUUGUCUGUACGACUAUAGGCAGUUGGUCCUGAGAAGGAAUACUGACUUUCCUUCCUACUCCAAAGGCUGUAUAACCUGGUUAGGCUACGCAGAACAGUACUGGCCGCAGCUCGGGGACCGAAUCUUGCGCUUGUUCCAUGCGAAAAAGACGUGCAACUUCCAGCACUGGAUCUUGGAGUACUGCCAGCAGAGCUACCCCGAGAUCUAUGGCCUUGGGACUAGUGCAACGCCAGAAAGGUCCCUGUUGGUCCUCAUCUCGACCAUCAUCGAAUCUUCUGUCUCUCCGCUGCAUGUCGCUGCUGCCCUCGGUCUCGCACAAGUAUGCAAGCAUUUGAUCGGACAAAAUCUCGACGAGAACCGGCAAAGCCCCCUCGGGACGCCAUACUACUGUGCUCUUAUAGGGCCGAUGGCAUUGCUAGCCCAAAAGGACAGUCCUGUGAACAUGGUGCAGUGGCCAUGUCCCAGCAUCGCUCAGAUGGACACUCUCUAUGCGUUCGAAAAUAGCAUGUGCUGGACCGACGUCGAGUCUGACAGUGUCCUGGCCCCGCUUUCGUUACCAAACUUGAUCUUUCUUGUCUGCCUGCGUCUGGGAUCGACUGAGCUGUAUCAGCACUUCUUCUCUCUUGAGCAUCUCGAAAGCUUGCCGGAAGUCAUAAUGGACGCAUCUUACACCCAAGUCCCGUGGGGUGCCCCAGACUCCGAACGCGCGAAAGCAUUCCUCAGCACGACUCUCCCUUAUCUAUUCGACACAGUUCUCCCCGAAUUCGAGGAGGUCCACGCAUCUGAGGUUCUCAAUGGUCUCUGGGAUGUCAUGAAUAAGAUGUGUCUUGACAUGACGGUCGGCAAAGCGAGGACGCAGGUUGCCCUCAUCGAGGAUUACGAAUUCUUAGACAUUGCCAGACGAGCGCUGCGCCAUUAUGAAGAGCCGGUCGUUCUAAGGCUGAUCCAGGACCCCCGGUGGAAGCCUGAUGCAAUCCGGACUUCUGACGGUUCGCCGAUUCUACAUUCGCUCGUCGUGGACGACUCGAUAGACAUGAUUGAAGCAGUCGUCGACUCGGGCGCCGACAUACACAUCAGAGACGACGAGGGUCAGACGCCCGUCAUGCGUUGUGAAUCUGUCUCCACCCUUGCCUUCCUGGUCAGCCACGGUGCUCGUCUGGACGACGUCGACGACCAAGGUCAGAACAUAUGGCAUAUAUGCGCCGCCAAUUCUGACCGCGGCAUGCUGGAGUGGCUGGUGGAACACGACCCGCACAUGAAGACCAGCUUGGGCGUCUGCAUGCGCGGCGGCCGCACGCCAACUGCUCAGGCCAUGAUCCACGUUCUGUUUGAGCUCACCAAGGUCGAUCCCGAUGGCCCUACCGACAUUUGGGGCGAGGCGCUCCACCGCCGUGCCGAGUUUUGUCUCGACAAGCUCCUCUCCUUCUGCAAGACAGAACCCUCCUAUCUGCAAGCUUCUGAUUAUUCUCUGAUCCACGUCGCUGCUGAAUGGGGGCGUAUGGGGCCAAUGGAAGCUUGCCUACAGUCAGGCAAUGUCAAGAUGGACGCUCUGGACGGAAAUGGGAACUCGGCCCUCCAUUUGAUCAACUUUGCUGCCGAUUCCGAAGCCGUCUGUUUCCUGCAGAAACAGUGCGCCAGUGCUCCUAUUCAAAACAACAAGGGCUACACGCCAGCCGAAACGAUAUUCUUCAAUUUCGACAGAGCCUUCUCAGCGCUCUCGCUUGAUUCGUGUCUCUCUUCUCAUCCCGCAUCGAGCACCCACCUGCAAUUCGAGGCGUACCUGCUUUUGUUGACUCCAGAAGUCUUGUCAUCGGAAGAUGCGGCCGGCCGCCAGCUCUGGGAGAGAUUCAUCGUGGACAUUGUCCACGGUUGGUCGACUCGCGUCGCGGGGGGCCGGCGCGCUAAUAGGCGCGCCUUCCCCUCAUUGCUUUGUGCUGCAGCGUGCCUCGUCGCCAAGGGGGCGCUGGCUUCGUGGAGGAAAUGCGCAGGUGCUGACGCGGACCCACUGUUUGGGAUCAAGGAAAGCGAACACUGGAAAUCUGAUCGAUAUUGGAGGACCUGUGUGCAGAAGAUCGAAGCCGAGGUCAACGAUGAUUCAGGGUGUUUCCCGGGCAGCGGGCUGAAGCGAUCACGGUCAGCAUCAGAUGCGGGUACUCGAAGAGCCAAUACGAAUGGGGGUGGCAGACAACGCACGCCGCAGUCUGGACGGCCCCGGCACGGAUCACGACAGGAAGACCUAGAGGAUUGA